AUGGCUCAAGGGCGCGCGAAACGACCACAUCAGAAGAAACGUCGAAUAAAAUGUGACGAGGGGAAACCUGCCUGUCGACAAUGUACCGACUCUUUGCGCAAAUGCGAAGGCUAUCAACCUCCGCAGACAUGGUUGUUCAAACCUCGAAAGGCGUCUGAAGUCAAAGAAGACACCACCACCACCAACAACAAGAACAACACAACAUCCAUGGCCAUUGUUCAAUUUAUUUCUCCUCUUACACCUAUUGGCGAUUCCGAGGAUAGACGUUCUUUUCAAUUUUGGGUCGAACAAGCCGCUCCCAUCUUUUCCUCUUACUUUGGUCACUCUUUCUGGGCUGAGCUGUUACCAAAAAUUGGUGUUGCUCAACCUGCUGUCAAGCACAUGCUGCUUGCUACCUCAUCUGUCGUCGAGGCGUCCGCCCUUGCAGGUGUCCCUCUCGAAAAGAACUCGGUGUAUCAGACCCAUUACACCAAGGCUAUCCAAGCCACCUGCUCGUCUCCCCAGAUCGAGAGCGUUUUGAUGGCUUGUCUUUUAUUCGCCUGUUGCGAAUUCAUGAAAGGUUCAGUCCUACCUGGACUACGGCAUAUACAGGCUGGCCUGAACAUUAUCGAUGAAUGGGUCAAAUCUACCCGAACUUCAGACUUCCAGCUUUCGUCUGGCGCAAAGCUGAUCAUUCAAGCCAUAGCCCCCAUCUUUCUAGCCUACAUUGACAAAGCACCCACAUACGGCAUGGCCGAUCUUCCCAUCAACGAGUGCGCCUGUACCACGCUCAUCAACAGCAGCGCGGAAUUGCCGUGGGUCGACCAUUUCACCAUCAUCCACAGAGCCCAUCAUGCCUUGGAUGGUAUUGGCCACCAUAUUGCAAGAAUGAUGGACUACAGAAGAUCUCAGUGGAGACCAUCCCCACCAGAUCAAGUGGAAAUGUUGCUGGAGUCCUGGCGGACGCACUUUGAAACGUUCGAGUCGAGUCGGAACGAUGCUCAGAGGCAACGAUACGGUCUGGCCCUGCAGCUGCUCCGAGUUCACUACACCAUGCUGUUGGUGAUGCUUCGAGUGUCGUCGAGCAAGCAGGAGAGCGUCUACGAACAAUACACGGAGGAAUUCAAGUGGAUUGUGGACAAGUACGACGCUUUUGCCGAGAUUUGGGCCAGGGACGAGUCGACCAAGUUCUUCUCCGGACUGGGAAAUCUCGAGUACCACAUGGGAUAUAUUCCCCCUCUAUUUCUCACGGCUACCAAAUGCCGGGAUCCAGGCACCCGUCUGGCGGCCUUGAAACACCUCAACGGUCUGCGUGUGGUUGAGAACAACUGGACCAGUUGCACGGCAUACUUGAUUGCCAGGAAGAUUAUCAAGAUUGAAAACACUCGGUCUAUCAAUAACAAACGGGCUGGUCUCAAAGAUGAGCGCGACCUCAUCCGGCCGGUGGAAGCAUUCAUCACCGACAAACGAAGUACACAAGCAGGUCUCAACUACCUGGCGUUCCCCUAUGAUUCGAGUCCGACUUUGCAGGAUACCUUGGAUCUACAGAGUUGUCCCUUCGGCCCCUCGGCGCAGUGGCCAUUGUGCAGAAUCAUCCGCAUCGGAGGAUUUCAAGGAGGAGGUGUCAGACCCCUCUCUACAGGGUGCACCUGUGGGAUUGCGCCGUCGAAGGAUGCCUUGAUCUUCCGACCCAAGACAAAAGUGUGA
Messenger RNA from Fonsecaea pedrosoi CBS 271.37, 1686 nucleotides. RefSeq lists its product as uncharacterized. NCBI's taxonomy places the organism in Eukaryota, Fungi, Ascomycota, Eurotiomycetes, Chaetothyriales, Herpotrichiellaceae. The transcript is spliced from 4 exons. The coding region runs from base 1 to 1686 and encodes 561 amino acids. The record is from RefSeq and is a predicted model, not a curated record. Gene Ontology annotation, molecular function: DNA-binding transcription factor activity, RNA polymerase II-specific; zinc ion binding. Gene Ontology annotation, biological process: regulation of DNA-templated transcription.